CUUCUUCAAAAUUUUGUUUUCAGAUAUAACCUUACAAAGCAGAUCUAGCAGUAGAGGUCGUCUCACUUCGUCACCAUGCCUCUGAAGAGAAACACAACCCUGAUGGUGCUGCUGCUGUGCUCUCUGGUCCUGUGGUGCAAGUCGACCAGCGCGGGCUCCAGCUUCCUCAGCCCCUCUCAGAAACCCCAGAGUAAAGGGAAGUCUCCUCGAGCCGGCCGGCAAGCCAUGGAGGAGCUUGAUCAACCCCAUGAGGGCAAUCAUAUCACAAUCAGUGCCCCCUUUGAAAUCGGAGUCACCAUGAGAGAGGAGGACUUUGAGGAGUAUGGUGUCACGCUGCAGAAAAUCCUACAGCAUCUUCUAGAAAACGCAGAAACCAGCCCAAAACCCGCC
Molecule: messenger RNA, 390 nt
Organism: Myripristis murdjan (pinecone soldierfish)
Lineage: Eukaryota; Metazoa; Chordata; Actinopteri; Holocentriformes; Holocentridae
Gene: ghrl
Product: ghrelin/obestatin prepropeptide
Exons: 5
Cellular component (GO): extracellular region
Molecular function (GO): growth hormone-releasing hormone activity
Source: RefSeq, a predicted model, not a curated record